Linum tenue is the source of this 1328-nucleotide messenger RNA. NCBI's taxonomy places the organism in Eukaryota, Viridiplantae, Streptophyta, Magnoliopsida, Malpighiales, Linaceae. The record is from the annotation of a GenBank genome assembly.
GCCGGUUCAAUGGCAAUUGUUUGGGCCUCCUGACCUUGGGGAAUUGCGACGCCAAAAAGUGAAGGAGGCAGCAGAACCCAUAACUGACGCGUGUGAAGCGUGUCACUCUCAAGAUUCAAUCCCCCGUUUCCCGAUCCGCCACCUUUUCCCCAAUUCAACUCCCCGACGGUCUCUCCAGUCCCAGAGAGGGAAAAGGCCAAUAUUCCAUGCAAAUCUUUGGCAAGGCGGAAGAAGAAGAAGAAGAAGAAGCAAAAGAGAGACGGGGCUGCUUUCCAACAGGAUCUCUAAGGACACUUUGACACCAGGGGAUCACAUUUAUUCCUAGAGGGCUGCUUAUGUUUACGCACAUCACGGGUAUCUACAUUGGAGAUGAUAAAGUAAUACAUUUCACUAGACGUGGCCAAGAAGUUGGAACUGGAACCGUACUCGACUUUCUUCUAGUCAGCUCAACCCCCAAAACACCUCUAAUCCCUUGUCCGAUGUGCUCUCCACGUGAAAAAGCCGGUAACAAUGGAGUUAUCCUCUCCUGCAUUAACUGCUUCCUCUCCGGCGGCAACUUGUACCGGUUCGAGUAUGUCGUCAACCCUGCUCUCUUCCUUGCAAAAGCUCGUGGUGGAACUUGCACUCGCGCGGUCUCUGACCCAGAUGACGUCGUUGUCCAUCGUGCGAAGUUCCUCCUGGAGGAAAAUGGGUUCGGAUGCUACAAUGUGUUCAAGAACAACUGCGAAGACUUCGCUAUCUACUGCAAGACAGGUCUUCUCGUCUUCAUCAAUCAGACCACAAUGGGCCAGAGCGGUCAGGCUGUGUCGUAUAUAGGAGGCCCACUCGCUGCGGUCUUGUCUACUCCUGUGCGGCUUGUCACCACGAAUGUCUAUGGUAUGGCAGCAAUGGCUGUGGGGGUUUAUUGUAUCAGCAGGUAUGCUGCUGAUAUCGGCAUCAGGACGGAUGCAGAGAAGGUCAAUGUUGAAGACUUGACAAGUAGGCUUGCUGCUGGGCUGGUCCAGGUGGUUGAACCGCAUAUUGGGCCGAUAGAGAGUCAAGAAGGACUGCACAUUAGCUCCUGAAAUUGCGUUGGUCUUUCUCAUGUCGUAUGUUUGAGGAAAUAAGAUUGAUUCUGGAAUUAUGAAGAUCGAAUUAAACAGUGUGUGCCUCUGUUCUCUGUUUAUUUCUUAUGAAGCUGUUACUGGCCUCCUGCAGUCGAAUAUUGAUUAUCUGGGGCUUGUAAUGCAUUUGAUUUAUCGUUAAUCCAACUGUUUUGAAUUGUUUUAUCAUGUCGAGUUGACUCAGGAUUACGACAUCACCAUUUGAUCAUGUAGAGUUGACUCAGG